UCUUCGUGACGAGAAUAUAAAGCACUUUCUCGCUUCAAGCCACAGUUUAUUAAAAAAAGAAGUACUUUGGCUCGUCAUAAUGGGGUCUGAAGUUGAUUGUUCCGGAGUAUCGAGAGCAGUUUGGCUUGUGAAGGUACCAAAAUAUCUGUCUAACAUUUGGAUGGACAACACUGAUGCUUCUGGAAUCGUGGGAAGUCUUCAGAUAAGCAACAAUCCUCAGAGAAAUGAGGUGGCAUUUAAUCUGUCAGAUGCAUUGGCAAAUAAGGAAGACAACUCCAACAAAGAUGGCCAAGACAGUACAAAUAAAGACGGAAUAGGCAGCUUCAAGGUUCCCAGGGAGUACAAGAUGGUUUUAUCUAAAGUCGAACAGUCAAUGGGAGUGUUUUCAGAAGGACCAGGAGCCUCAGUGGAAGAUGAUGAAGAAGAAAAAAAACCUAAAAAAAGUCAGGUCACUAUUGAAGGAGUACUUGUACAGAAAGCUGACUGUCGGCCAAUUCAGCCUAGUGCUGACUACCUGAGUUUGAAAAAGAGGACAAUUGUUAAUAAAAGUAAAUCAGGACGGCAAGCCAUACAGGUUGACCGUGUUAUUAAAUAUCGUCCAGUGUCUGACCACAAGGCUAAUAUUGAACACGAAAAGAAAAAGAAAGAAGAAGGAAAGAGAGCUCGAGAAGAUGAAGAUGUUGUCAAAGCGUUGCUUUUCAAUGCAUUUGAAAGACAUCAAUACUAUAACUUGAAGGACCUCAUAACUAUCACAAAACAACCAGUGGCAUAUCUAAAGAGUAUAUUGAAAGAGAUUGGACAUUAUAACACGAAAAAUCCUCACAAAAAUAUGUGGGAGUUAAAGCCUGAGUACAGACAUUACAGCAACAAGAACAGCGAUGAUAAUGGAAAGGAAGGAACAAGUUCGUAAACAAAUUUAGCCAUUUAGACUCACGUGCAAGCGACAAGAGGUGAGGGCCCCAACAGCGUAGAUGCAACGGGAUCUGAAAAAAGCUCAAGAGACAUCUGAAGUAUGGGUAGUUGUUUUCCGUUGCAGGCCUCGUCUACGCAGUGUUUAUAUUUUAAAAGGGAACACAAGUUUUCCGUUUUCACAGGAAAACGGAUUUUUAAAACGUUAUUGUCAACUCUUCAGUGAGCCCACCGGCGGCUCGAACGCUUGAAUGUACCUUCGAGCAUGCCCACAACGAUCAUCUAAUUCUCCCGGGAAUCAUUACAAAGAGCAGGGACUUUCGUAAUUUCAGAACGUGCCGUUUUCAGUGGAUAAUUUGUCCAGUUUAGUCUAGGCAAUACGGCCAACCGAAUAAAAAUAAAGGUGUGUUUUCAGAUGUUUUAAUUGCAGCGGACUUCAACGACAUCGUAUCCAAUAGAAGAAAGAGGGAAAGUUUCUGUGGUGCUGUGUCGGUGGGGGGGUUUAUUUAAUUUUAUUAAGUGACUUGAUAAUUAAAACUGGCCAAGAGUUGGUAAAGAGUUUCUAAAGCUGAAGUUUUGAGCGAUUUCUGCUCGUCAGAGUGAAUGAUUGCAUCCAUAGAUUCACUUUGCGAAUAUCUCCCAUUAUAUUUUAGACAGCCUUAUAAUCAGUGCCUCUUGAGCGCACGUCUAGUUGACUCGCUUUCUCGCCUAAAAUGUUGCUUUACCUUCUAGAAAGCGUUUGACAAAUGACUCUCGAUUCUGAUCCACGUUGAUGAAGGAUUCUCAAUGCCUUGUUGUUUUGAUAUUGUGUUACAACUGUGUACAAAUUAUGUACACUGCGAAUUGUGGAUCACUUUGCUAAGAUAGUCAAACUCUUACAAGGAAACAAAGUUCGAAUUACAAUGACCACAAUUGGUGAAAAAGGUUAAAAUAUUUUAAAUCAAUUACCUUGACUUCAUUGUAAAGUGUCUAAUGACACAAAUUAUCGAUAAAUUCACAGUUUUACACAGCUUUAGUUAGUACUACUUUUAAAUAUACGACUUAACUACUAGAACAACAGUAACGGACUCCUCUAUUGUCUGUCUCAUUUCAUCUUUCAGCAGUAAAUCUA
Messenger RNA from Pocillopora damicornis (cauliflower coral), 2020 nucleotides. RefSeq names its product general transcription factor IIF subunit 2. Gene Ontology annotation, cellular component: transcription factor TFIIF complex. Gene Ontology annotation, biological process: transcription initiation at RNA polymerase II promoter; transcription by RNA polymerase II. The record is from RefSeq and is a predicted model, not a curated record. NCBI's taxonomy places the organism in Eukaryota, Metazoa, Cnidaria, Anthozoa, Scleractinia, Pocilloporidae.